Molecule: messenger RNA, 3105 nt
Organism: Cladocopium goreaui
Lineage: Eukaryota; Dinophyceae; Suessiales; Symbiodiniaceae
Source: the annotation of a GenBank genome assembly
AUGAGUGAGCUGGUCUUUUACAGAUUCUUGUGUGCAGAGUUGUCGAUGGGAGCUCCGACCAGCCGUCUGCGUGGGUUUCUUCAAGCAGUGACUUUUUGCAGACAUGUCAUGGAUGUGGUAGAGCUGCAGCCCAUCAUGGACAGCAGAAGAUGCAAAGGUACAACUCAUGACGAGAAUGUCAAAGAGCGCAAGCAAGCUAGCCCGCUCAGCGUGCAGGAGUUGCUGAAGCUCCACUCCAUGGUGGAGGACCCCACGGACAUUUGGAAUGCCCUAAUUGCAGGGGCCGCAUUGCUGUGCUGCUACUGCAGGGGCAGGUGGGGCGACUUGAUGCGGAGCGAGAUGGCUUUCGUAGACUAUGACGAUACAGGUCACCCUGCAUUCCUGGAGACUCGGACAGGGAGGCACAAGACAAUGGCAGCUCAGAUGCAUCGGCAUCAGUUUCUUCCAAUGGUGGCUCCAGUCAGAGGGGUCAAUGGCAAGGACUGGGCUACACCAUGGAUCGAACUUCGCAGGUCAAAAGGUUUGACAUUCCCGCCGGAAGGGCUGGUGAUGCCCGCUCCAGAUCAACAUGGGCAGGCCACCGAAAGGCCGCUAGAAUCCGGAGAGUGUGGAAAGUGGUUGCGGAAGUUGCUGGACGUUGCGCCCAUGUCAGAAAGCUCUGAUGGACGCCGAGUCAGCAGCCACAGCCUCAAAUGCACCAUGUUGUCAUUUGCAGCAAAGCGUGGGUUGCCAGUUCCUGACAGACUCAUGUUGGGGUAUCACUCAUCUAGCAUGCAGAUGUCUCUUGUGUACUCUAGGGAUGGAGCUGCUGCAAGCCUGUUGCUUUUGGAGCGUUUGAUUGAUGAAAUUGUCAAAGGGAAGUUCAGACCAGACAGUACCCGCAGUGGCCGCAUUGUCGAGUCACCCGAUGAGUUGCCGGGCGCCCAUCUCAGCCAUGUGAAAGUGGAAGUUGUCAAUUCGUCAGAUGAUGAUGCUGCAAGCAAUCAAGAUGUUGAGGCCGUCUUUGGUGGAGGCUUCACUUUGGGGCAGACGUCAAUGUUACGGAGGCUUCACUUCGAAUCGACAACAUUGAUGAUAGCCUCGGUCAAGCAGAGAGUUGACGGAGAGUCUUCAGAUAGACCUGACAGUGUAAAGCGCAUUCCAGUUGCAGAAAAGCGCUACAGGUUGGAGCAACAGGAGCAGAGGCUGGCAGGCAUAGCCAUCUCAGGCAGUGCCAGGCUCACUCGAGUUGCUAGAGAAGCAGGGUUCCAUGGCUUAGCCAUUGACCAUUCUUCGAGCCGAUCAUGUGGCAUUGACAUUUGCAUUUUCGAGUUGGAAGAUCAGACUCAAGUAGAUGAGUCGUGCAAAUUUUUGAAAGAAGAAGCAGACAACAUUGCAGCAGUCUGGAUAGCACCAUCGUGCGGGACAGCAAGUCGUGCACGUGAGCGGAAGCUGCCCCAGCUCACACGUCUUGGGGUGGCGGAGCCAAUACCUCUCAGGUCCAAAUCCCAGCCUGACCAAAUUGAUGGGCUGGAGGGUACAAACAAGUUGAAGGUCGAGAAGGCCAACAUGUUGUACGAUGCUGUUGAACAGAUUGCACAAACCUCGUGCAAGGCUCAGAUUUUCACUGCAAUCGAAAACCCAGGCAAUAGUCAUUACUGGGGAACCACACCCAUGCUGAACCUCGUGGAGCAAUUUGGUGACCAAUAUGUCAGCUUCCACAACUGCUGCCACGGUGGUGAACGUGACAAGCUUACGUCUGUUUGGGUGUGUGCGGAUUGGCUGGACAGAGCCAAGGUAAAGCCGCUGGUUGCAGAGUUUGGUUCCUUUACAGCAGCAAUUGCACCCUUACAGCAGUCACAGUGUGUUGAAGAAUUUUUGAGACAGCAGCCCAAAGGAAGCAAAGUCACCUCUCGACAGCUCUUGACAAGGGGUAAAAUCCGGGUCGAGGGUGAGGGUGUUUCUCACCAUUUUCUUGCAAACUCAAAGGAGCUGCCAGAUGAUGCCAUGGUUGAAUUGUGCUGGAUUGGUUUGCCAAGCGAUCCAGAUGAUUUUGUGCUGCGAGCUCUGAGAGCGGGACAUCCGCGUGGGAUGGACGUCCAUGUGGAUGCAGCCAUGGCCUCAGUCGUGAAGGCCAACCUGGUCGACCCGCCUUUUUGUUUGGCCAAGAAAAGGGUUGAGGCGGAGUUGGAGCAAAACAGCAGUUGGGCUUGUGAAUCUUUGUUUUCUUUGCUUGGCAUGAGAUAUGCGACAGAAGGAAAGAAGUUCCUUCCGUUCGACAGCCUUUUCCGUACGUUGGGCCUGGAAGUGGACGUGUCUCAGUUCAGUGAUGGACGGGCGUUUGUGGGGCACACAGAAAGCAGGAAGGAGGAGCUGGGUGCUCAGCUGAAACAGGUGCUAUCCAAUGGAGCACUGAGUCCCAAAGAGGCCGAGAAGCUUCGAGGGAGGAUGAUCUUCUUUGAAGGCUUCACCUUCGGGAGGGUUGCCAACUCCAGCACCAAGACUUUGGGGCGUUUUUGUGGAAGCUCCAACAAGCCCAAACCUUUGGACGCUGAAAUGACCAGGGCACUAGGUUUUCUGCAGCAAAGGAUCAGCGAUGGCCGGCCGCUUGAAAUCCAGCGAAACUUACACAGUACAUGGCUGGUCUUCACAGAUGGCGCUUGCAAUCAAGAAGACAUGACAGGGUCGGUUGGUGGGGUCAUCUACGACCCAUCCGGCUCCUGUGUUUCUUUCUUUGGCGAAGCUGUGCCAACAGCAAUAAUGGAAGACUUGUUUAGACGAUCAAAGAAUCCAAUCCAUGAGCUAGAAGUUCUUCCGGUGCUGAUUGCAUCGCUCGCUUGGGGCCACCACUUCACUUGUGCACAGGUGGUGUACUAUAUCGACAAUGAGUCAGCCAGAAUGGCUUAUAUCCGAGGUACUGGCGAAACAGUGCGAGCAAGCUUGUUGGUGCAAUCGUUUGUUGAAAACGAGGCGGCACAACAACACCGUGUCUGGUUUGGCCGUGUACCGAGCCAUAGCAACCCUGCAGAUGCACCAAGUCGCCUAGAUCACAGUCAUGUCCUUGCAAAGGGCGCGAGCCAAACCAACAUUGAUUGGGAGAAGGUUUCACGCCACCUUGGACUUUGA